GGUUCCCGGAGUCCUUCGCGGGCAAACUUCAGCCCGGCGCGAUGGAUGCCCUUCACACCGCCGGGAUCCACUUCGCAGAGGUGCUGCAGUCCGGGCCGCCUUGGCUGGAAAAGUUCUGGAUCUCGGUGACCUCCUUGGCCGAUCCCAAAUGCAUCUUCACCGUCUGUUUCCCUCUCGCCUAUUUUCUCGACCGCAAGGUGGGGGUGUCGGUGCUGUGGACCGGCCUGGUGUCAGAGUGGCUCAACGUGGUCCUCAAAUGGUUCUUAUUCGGGGAGCGCCCGUUCUGGUGGGUCCAUGAGUCAGGGCUCGCCAGCAAGGAGCUGGUCGCACUGCGCCAGUUCCCCGUCUCCUGUGAAACGGGACCGGGGAGCCCCUCCGGCCACUGCAUGAUCACGGGGGCAGCUCUCUGGCCGCUCGUCACCGCUCUGACGGCGCUGGCAUCCAGACACUCCAGGAGCCCGGUGGUGAAGCUGACCCCCUUCAGCACCUACGCCCUGCUCCAGCUAGCCAUGGGGCUCUCACGGGUCUUCGUCCUAGCCCACUUCCCCCAUCAGGUGGUCGGUGGCAUCCUGGCAGGGGCAGCCCUGGGUUGGGGGCUUCAGGCUCGCACCCCGGCCACCCACACCGUGGGCUUCUUCACGGCCGCCACGCUGGCCCUGCUGCUCGGCUCCCUCGCCCUGCACAGCCUGGCCAUCGCCGCCGGCAUCGACAUCGACUGGUCCAUCCGCCUGGCCACCAAAUGGUGCUCCGACCCUGCCUGGCUCCGCCUCGACACCCGGCCCUUCACCUCCAUCUGCCGCGACGCCGGCAGCGCCUUGGGGCUGGGGCUGGCCGCCGGUUUCCCCCUGCACCGGGGGGAGCGGCUGGACCCCCGGCAGCGCGUGGCCGGCGCCAUGCUAGCCUUGGUGGCCGUGCAGGGUCUGCACCGGCUUCUCCAGCCGACGGACGUGACCCUGUGGUACGGCACCAGCUUCCUCAAGUACGCCGUUGGGCCCUGGCUGGUGGCAUCUCUCCUGCCCUGGCUCAUCCUCUCCCUCGCCCACCUGCGGGGCUCCCCCCACGCCGAGUAGGGGUCUCCACCGUAGGGGUCCCCACCGUAGGGUUCCCCACCGUCUCCCGGUGAGUCCUGCGCCCUGGCUUUGCCCUUGGCUAUGCCCAUCACCGGUGGCUCGUGGCCUGAACGCGGCCACCACCGGCUCCACGCACCCACGGUUCCCCCUUGGGACCACAGGCCAGUUGUUUAACCCUCGCUGCGCUAACUGCGCUGCUCCCCCAGGGCGGUGGGACCCCCCCCAAGGCGUGGGGGAGGCAGGGGGGGGCACAGUGCCUGGUGGGCGGCAGAGCUGGGGGUGCCCGGUGCCCAGCAGGUCUCAGGACAUGGCGUACGGACAGCCCCCGCCUUGGGGUCGCUGACAAAUGGCACCACCUUCCACUCCCCGCCCUGGGCCCCCUUCCAGCUGCCCCAGUUCUCCCAGUUCAGUUUCCCCCUCUGAGGCAGGGAGGGGUCGGGAUCCCCCACGCUGGGAUCCCCACCGUACCGCAGUGGCCGGAGGGGCCACCCCCCUUCUAACCAAAUAAAACCACCAUUACCAACCUGCCAGCCCUGAGU
Gymnogyps californianus (California condor) is the source of this 1609-nucleotide messenger RNA. RefSeq names its product glucose-6-phosphatase catalytic subunit 3 (gene G6PC3). The transcript is spliced from 7 exons. Gene Ontology annotation, cellular component: membrane. The record is from RefSeq and is a predicted model, not a curated record. Gene Ontology annotation, molecular function: glucose-6-phosphatase activity. Gene Ontology annotation, biological process: glucose 6-phosphate metabolic process; gluconeogenesis. Bases 42 to 1070 code for a protein of 342 amino acids. NCBI's taxonomy places the organism in Eukaryota, Metazoa, Chordata, Aves, Accipitriformes, Cathartidae.